Molecule: messenger RNA, 153 nt
Organism: Peronospora matthiolae
Lineage: Eukaryota; Oomycota; Peronosporomycetes; Peronosporales; Peronosporaceae
Source: the annotation of a GenBank genome assembly
AUGGAGACGCCAGAUGAUGCGUUGGUGGCGGACGACAUGGCGCUCGGAAUCAUAACCUGUCGCAUAGCAGAGAACGGGGCAAAGGAAGCGGAGAGGCUGGAGAGAGAAGAGCAGAAGACACUUACUCAUAAGCUGGACGAUUCGAAAGAUUGA